AUGAGCGGCGGUGCUGGACGAGACGACAGGGAUGAGCCCGUGGGGGCACCCGGCACAUCUCCAGUGCCCAAUGGCGGUUCAAAUGGCUCCUCAGAGCCUUUGGAUGGGGCAAGCGGCAACAGUGGACUCCGCGACGAUGAGCUGGAGGUGCUGCGUCGAGCCGAAAUUGCCUUUGAGGCCACCAAAGGCAGAAAUAUAGACAUGCGACAUGACAAGGACUACAUGGAGCGCAUGCGCAUCGAGGCGCGGCGUCAAUACCUGGUUAACCGUGAAGUGGACCGUCUCGAGCUCGCAGAACGGGCGCUGGGCGAAAAGGAGAUCCUUUACAAGGGGGUGAAAGAUGACACAGCACGAAAGACGCUCGAGUUCGAGAAGAGUACUGUGGAGUUUGCCAAAACUACAAUCGCGUCCCGUGCCGCCGAUAUCAGCGGCUACGUGAUGCCGGACUCGUACGAUGAGGACACCAGUCAGCGUCUCGAGGUGCUGAAGCGAAAGCAAACGUAUAAGCAGAUGGAUGCUGUAGUGGACGAUGGUCAGAGUUGGGAAACACAGCAGAUGAAGCUGGGUGGAAUUUCAAGGGGAUCGGCAAGUCGUGGCCACACAAGUGCGAGUAUGCCGGGAACUGGGCAAAUGCAGCCACCAACGGGGAUACCAGGCUUGAUAGGGCUCGAUGGGACGAUCGACUUUGUCACCAGCGAGUGCCACUCCGGCGAACUGCCCACAGAAUUCGACGCGAAAGCCGUGGGUGUGAAUGCGGUGGCUGCGGUGUUUGAGGACGCACAAGAAUCUAGCGAAGAGGAGUCUCCCUCUGACUCUGACGGGGAGACUUCAGAUUCCACCGCGGCCACGAAAAAACGGAAAACGUUUGCAGAUCGCGUGUUGGCAAAGCAGCGGCGCAGACAACGUCAGGAGCAUCGUAAGCUCAUGGAGGAGCGAUGCAGGUUGCCGAUUUACAGUUACCGGCACGAGCUGCUGUCAGCGAUACGUAACCACCCCAUUCUUGUAGUCGUGGGAGAUACCGGUAGCGGUAAGACGACGCAGAUUCCACAAUACUUAUACGAGGUUGGGUAUGGAAAGGCCGGAAAAAUCGGUUGUACGCAGCCCAGACGUGUGGCCGCCAUGGCCGUCGCUUCAAGGGUUUCGCAGGAGGUGGGAUGCAAGCUUGGCCAGGAAGUCGGCUAUACCAUCAGGUUCGAGGACUGCACGAGCAGCAACACAGUGAUCAAGUACAUGACCGAUGGUAUGCUACUGCGUGAAAUGAUGACUGAGCCGGACCUUGCCAGCUACUCGGUGGUGAUGAUUGACGAGGCGCAUGAACGCACAGUGCACACUGACGUAAUAUUCGGUCUGGUAAAGGACCUGUGCCGGUACAGAAACGACUUCAGGCUCAUCGUGGCAUCGGCUACCCUGGAGGCGGAGAAGUUUGCGCUGUACUUCGACCACGCACCGAUCUUCCGAAUCCCGGGACGGCGCUACCCUGUACAGAUAUACUAUACCAAGGCGCCUGAGGCUAACUUCCUGGACGCGUCUGUGAUCACGGUCCUGCAGAUUCACGUGACGCAGCCACUGGGAGAUAUCCUUGUGUUCCUGCCGGGGCAGCAAGAGAUCGAGGAGGUACAGGAGGAGCUGCAAAACCGGCUUCGUAAUAGGGGAAAGGACAUGCGCGAGCUUAUCGUGUUGCCGGUCUACGCCACGCUUCCAAGCGACAUGCAAGCCAAGAUAUUCGAGCCCACGCCACCCAACGCAAGGAAGGCCAUUCUCGCCACUAACAUCGCAGAGACUUCGAUCACAUUAAACGAGAUCGUCUACGUCAUCGACUGUGGCUUCUGCAAGCUCAACAGUUUCAGCCCUAAAACUGGCAUGGAGUCGCUAGUGACUGUGCCGUGCUCCAAAGCGUCAGCCAACCAGCGCAGCGGCCGCGCUGGUCGUGUGCGGCCAGGGCACUGCUUCAGGUUGUACACCAAGUUUUCGUAUGAAAAGGAAAUGGACGAUGUCAACGAUCCCGAGAUCCAGAGGACCAACCUUGCGCAUGUCGUGCUAAGUCUCAAAGCUCUCGGUAUCGAUGACUUAAUAAACUUCGACUUCAUGGACCCGCCCGCCCCUGAAACGCUUAUCAAGGCGCUAGAGCUUAUUUAUGCACUUGGCGCAUUAAACGACAAGGGAGAACUGACUAGAAUGGGGAGGCGCAUGGCUGAACUGCCGAUGGACCCAACCUACAGCAAGAUGCUACUAUCGGCGGAAAAAUACAAGUGUACACAUGAGCUUAUCACCAUAUGUGCGAUGCUGGGCGUCGGCAACAACAUUUUCUACCGCCCAAAGGACAAGCAAUUGCAUGCGGACAAUGCAAGGAAGAACUUCUUCCGCACUGGAGGAGACCACCUUGUCCUCUUGAACGUCUACAACCAGUGGGAGGAGGCCGAGUUCAGCGUAGCCUGGUGUUACGAAAAUUACGUACAACACAAGUCACUCAGACGUGCUCGAGACAUCCGUGAGCAGUUGGUGGAGCUAAUGAAGCGCGUGGAGGUCGAGGUUAUAUCUAACGUCACAGAUACUGAUGCGAUCCUCAUGUCAGUUACGUCGGGGCUGUUCACGCAAGCCGCUGUGAGGGGUGGGCCAAAAGGAAGCGGAGCAUAUCGCACGUUAAAACAUCCGCAGAACGUAGACAUUCACCCACAGUCUGCGUUGUUUGACCAGGAACCAAAGUGUGUCGUCUACACAGAUUUGGUGAUGACUACCAGGCAGUACAUGCGUCAGGUGUCACAGAUACGCCCUGAGUGGCUCACUCAGCUUGCUCCACAUUACUACACGAACGACAAUCCUGCGCUUCAGGGCUCGAAGAAGAUGCCCAAGCGCAAAGAAUAA
This is a messenger RNA of Babesia bigemina, 2862 nucleotides long. RefSeq names its product ATP-DEPENDENT RNA HELICASE, putative. Lineage: Eukaryota; Apicomplexa; Aconoidasida; Piroplasmida; Babesiidae. Gene Ontology annotation, cellular component: catalytic step 2 spliceosome; intracellular anatomical structure. Gene Ontology annotation, molecular function: RNA binding; ATP binding. Bases 1 to 2862 code for a protein of 953 amino acids. The record is from RefSeq and is a predicted model, not a curated record. The transcript has a single exon.